Messenger RNA from Physella acuta, 3754 nucleotides. RefSeq names its product receptor-type tyrosine-protein phosphatase epsilon. Gene Ontology annotation, molecular function: protein tyrosine phosphatase activity. Gene Ontology annotation, biological process: motor neuron axon guidance; protein dephosphorylation. The record is from RefSeq and is a predicted model, not a curated record. NCBI's taxonomy places the organism in Eukaryota, Metazoa, Mollusca, Gastropoda, Physidae.
CAAUGAUACUUCCUUUGGAGAUAGUUGUAACCAGACCUGCAGCACCAACUGUUUAGACCAGUUGUGUGACAACAUCAAUGGUUCGUGUUUCAGCUGUAUAGAUGGCAAAAUGGGAGAGUACUGUGUUGAAGAUUGUGGUGUUGGAAAGUAUGGACACAAUUGUAACAGCACCUGCUCUGUAAACUGUACACAAUCACAAUGCAACGUGACCAACGGUCAUUGUUUCAAGUGUCGGUCAGGAUAUCAAGGAGAAUUUUGCGAUCAAGUCUGUGAUGAUGGCUCCUAUGGAGACGGUUGUCUUAACAAAUGCAGUACAUUGUGUGUGGUCAACGCCACUGAAUCAAGGUGUAACAACACUGAUGGAGCCUGUCUGAUUGGGUGUAAUCAAGGGUUUACUAGAAAAAACGAAGAAUGCAGUUUGUUUUUUCAUCUAUUACCCGUUGAUCAGGAGACCCCUCUUGCUGCCAUUGUUGUACCGAUACUAGCAGUUCUAAUUAUAGCUGCUUUGUGUAUUGUUGGUUUUCUUCUCUGGAGACGUAGACGAUCUAAUGAAGGCAAGUCAACAGAUACAAGUUCUAUUGACGGCGAGUUGUCUGCAAAGUCUGAGUCGGAAAUGGUCACGCUAAAUGGCGUUGGUAUUAAACUCCAAGACACCAAAAGAUUUAGCAAGCCUGUUGCUGUAGUAAACGCAUAUUGUAACACCAUAGAGUUUAAUGACCGGGAAAUAUUGGUCUCACAACUACACGAGUUCAUGCAGACACAUAACAUUCAGUACUUUGGUGAGGAGUUUUAUAAAAUCCCUUCACCGCAAAAUGUGUCAUCAUUGAUUGGACUCAGUGUCGCGAACAAAAGUAAAAACAGAUACAAAAAUAUUUGCACAUACGACCAUUCCCGCGUCCAUCUUGAAAUCAACACAAACAAAAAUGAAGGCGACUAUAUCAAUGCUUCUUACAUAGAGGGCUACAACAACGAAGAGAAAUUUAUCGCAUCACAAGGCCCGAAUGAAGCAAGCAUCAACGACUUUGUUCGAAUGUUGUGGGAACAAAAAGUUGAUAAAGUUGUGAUGUUGGCUAAUCUGAUUGAGGAAGGGAAGGAGAAAUGUUCUCGAUACUGGCCUACAGAAGGGUCAAUAAAAUUUGGUGACAUCAAAGUGAAGCUGGCAACAACACAUGUUUUCGCUGACUAUACUUUGCGGAAAUUGGAACUUAGCAAAAAAAAUCAGACAUCUCAUCAGUUCACCCAGUUCCACUUCACAUCGUGGCCAGACAAAGGUGUGCCUCUAACACCAUGGGGACUUGUGGACUUUGAACAGAGGGUGGCGUUAGGGAGUACAUCAAGGCCUAUUGUUGUCCACUGCAGUGCUGGUGUAGGACGUACUGGAACCUUCAUCGCUCUACGUAAUGUGAUGAGAGAAGCUGAAGACACGGGGCGGAUAAAUUGUUUUCAAACUGUGGCCAAACUUAGACAAGACAGAAUGUUGAUGGUGCAAACAGCCGAACAGUACCAGUUCUUGCACAAAGCUGCUCAAGUCGCCAUUGUCUGUUUGGGGACAACUGUUUCAUCUAAUGACAUUGUAGACAGAAUCCAAAAAUUGUCGGAGCUGUCGCUUAUGAAGAGAAGCAACAUGGAAGAGGAGUUUAAUGCUGUCUCUGUCUUAAGUGAGGACUUUAGCACGAUAAAGGAAGACAACGAUACGAACUGUGAAGAAAACGUUUAUCAGAAUAAUGUGUCUGAAAAUGUGACGAAAAAUAGGUACCCAUCUAUUGUGCCAAGUACACCACACAGGGCCGUCCUCUCGUGUGAGUCCAGAGAUCUGGACAACUACAUCAAUGCCGUGCUUGUUCCGAGUUUCACCAAACGCGAGAACCAGAUACUAACACAGCUCCCAAUGCCAAACACAGUCACAGAUUUCUGGAGAUUGGUGGCACAGUACAAUGUUAAACUGGUCGUGGCCUUUCAAACGCUGAAUCAGGAUCAGACCCUAGGCCAGUACCUGCCUGCUAACAUGACAACACCUUUAGACUGUGGACCAUAUGAAAUACACACAGGACCUGUCAAGUCUGAGAGUUUAUGGGAGGAACAACAGAUCACUGUCAAAGUCGUCAAAACAUUAGCGAUUUUCUUACCUUCUAAUGUAAUCAGUGAAACCCACGUGACCUACAUUGCGAGUAAAAGCACAGACCUGAAUCCCAAGAAUCUUCUCAAACUUCUCAAACACACAAGGUCAAACAAUGUACAGGCACAGGGGAGAGUACUCUAUAUGUGCAGGAACGGAGCUGAGUACAGUGGCCUGGCCUGUGUGUUGAGUCUUCUACUUGACCGAAUGGACCAUGACCAAAGCUUAACAGUUCCACUUGUUGUUGGUGCCAUCAAAUGUAUCAGACCACAGGUCAUCCCAUCUCUGGAACAGUACAGAUGUUUAUACAAAGUCCUAGAGCGACACAACGAAAUCAACACACCUUACAACAACUUCGCUAACUACUCAAGCGCUAAACCAAACCAUGACGUGACGCCGCCUACAGUAGAAGAAAACAUUUACGCUAACAGCUAAAGUGCUCCUUCACAUAAUGAUGAAUUAAUUCAGUUAAUGCUGAAUAUGUUUUACCUAAACAAAAAUGUCACACUUACAAUUAUUAUUGUUUCUUAAGUUUACAAUGUAUGCAUUUGUUUGCCUAAUAUUACCUCUACACAUAUAUGUAUUUAACUGCAUUAUGUAAGAAAAGCAUUUUCAUGUAAACAUUGACUAGACAAUUUAUUUUUGUGUUUAUCAUCGUUGCAGCAUAUUCUGAUUUAUUCGUUUACUCCAUGAUAAUUCAACAAAUUCAUAAUUUUAAAGAUUAAACCAUUAACUCUCAGAUAAUCCAUAGUCUCAUUUUAGCAUUAAAUAAUAAUCUUAACAUUGGACAACGUGGCCUAGUGGUAGAGUGCUAUACUGCUAACAGGCAUGUCUCGAGUUCGAAUCCGGGUUCAAGUCACUAAAAUGUCCCUGAAUCCACCCAGCUAUGAUGGGUACCUAUUCACUUUAGGGGGAAAAAAAGGCUGGACAUAGUAGUGACCGCAUUAUUCUUUUAAAUGCCGAGGUCUAUGAAACAGAAGAACUCUACUACAUCAGCACCAUGUUUUUGGGCACGAACGGGAAAAGACGAUGAAUAAUCUUACAAUAAUAUGCAACGUUCAAUUUUUAGAAUUCCGUGAGCCAUUGUCAUUUUAAACCUAAAAAACAAUUGCUGUGAUUUAGUUUUCAACACGUUUAACGAAAGCCUUCGUAAAUCUCACAACUUCAAAUAUCUACAAACACAAAUUUUACGAUAAAUGUAAGUUAUUAUCAGCAUAUCGCAAAACUAAUCCCAUUGGACUAGUUAAUUUUGAGACAUUUAGAGUCAGUGUGUAUCUUCAUAUAUAUACAUUACAUUUUAGUGAUACCUUAAUAAUUGCUAAAAUCACCAUACCCUUCUCUAAAGCUAAAUAUUUUUCAAGUCAUAUUUGUUGUUAUUUUUCUAUCACGGCAGGUGAUUGAAUAUUCCAAUUUAUCUACUGAAUGUUUAAAUGAAUAUUAAUGUAAGGGGAGGAGGAAUUGAGAAGGGGGGGGGUAGUGUUGUACGGCAAAUCACUUGAAAUCUGUUCCCAAAAAUAAGUGUGCAUUUAAUAACAUUUUUUUUUAUUAUAUUAUACCCUGCUAAUGUAUCUUUUUUCUCAUGUUGUCUGUUUUUGUGGUUUGUGUUUUUAUUCGUUGUGUUUUCCAUCGUGUUCCGUA